AUGCGGUCACAAGAAGGAGCCAUUUUCUUCGUGAUAAAUCUCGUGGGAAAUUUUGGCACGGUAUUCAUGGACAACGGCUACUACAACAAAGCCAUCGCGGCGAGUCCUGUUCAUGCCCUUCCCGGUUACGUGAUGGGCGGCCUCAGUUGGUUCGCUAUUCCAUGGCUUGCGGCGACCACGAUGGGCCUCUCGGCGCUUGCUCUGGAAUCUAACCCAGUCUUCCCAACAUUUCCUUCUCGAAUGGCGGAUGAAGAUGUUACCGCGGGCUUGGUCCUCCCCUAUGCUGCUGUUGCUCUUUUGGGAAAGGGUGGCGCGGCUGCAACGCUGCUCCUGAUCUUUAUGGCUGUCACAUCAGCCUCCUCUUCUGAAUACAUCGCUGUCAGCAGCAUAUUUACUUAUGAUAUCUACCAGACAUAUUUUAACCCUAGGGCUUCUGGCAAGAUGUUGAUUAACAUGGCUCAUUCUUUUGUGAUCGUGUAUGCCAUUCUACUGGCAGCAUUUUCAACCGGGCUUUACUAUAUCGGCAUUUCCAUGGGUUACCUAUACCUGAUGAUGGUAGUUGAUCAUUUCGCGAUAGUUGUGUCAAAGUCUCUAACGGCAAGACAGGGCGUUAUUAUAUCGUCUGCUGUACUUCCAGCAGUUUUGACGUUGAUGUGGAAAAAGCAGAAUGUUUUCGCCGCGACUCUCUCCCCCAUAUUGGGCCUUGCUUGCUCCCUUAUUGCUUGGCUUGUGACUGCCAAAAAGGAGUUUGGCAACCUGUCUGUUACGAGCACCGGUAGCAAUAAUCCCAUGCUGGCCGGAAACGUCGUCGCCCUGUUGUCGCCCCUUGUCUUCAUCCCAAUUUUGACCUAUGCUUUCGGUCCCCAGAACUACGAUUACAAAUCGAUGGCUGCGAUUCGUCUGGGCAAUGACGAGGACAUUGCAGCUGCGGCGCAUACAGACCUGGAGGAGAUUCCAGGUGUUACCGGCAUGUCAGCGGCUGACUUUGAAUCGGAACAAAAGAAGCUUCAACGGGCAUCCCUCAUUGCUAAGAGCAUGACCGGGAUCUUGACUCUUGCGCUACUCAUCUUGUGGCCCAUGCCCUUGUACGGUACUGGAUAUAUCUUCAGCAAAAAGUUCUUCACCGGUUGGGUUUCCGUGGGUAUAUUGUGGCUAUUCUGCAGCUCGUUCUGUGUAGGACUGUUCCCACUUUGGGAAGGAAGGCACAGCAUGGCCAACACAUUCAAGGGUAUUGUACGAGACUUGAGCGGGAAGGGUGGGGCGAGUAUCAGAGGAAGGGCCAUGGAAGGGAGCGACGGGUCGACAUCGCCUAGGGAAGAGAGCGACAAGGUGGGCGAAGUCGCGAUGGAGAAAAAAGAAUGA
This is a messenger RNA of Letharia columbiana, 1362 nucleotides long. RefSeq lists its product as uncharacterized. The record is from RefSeq and is a predicted model, not a curated record. Gene Ontology annotation, molecular function: urea transmembrane transporter activity; putrescine transmembrane transporter activity; spermidine transmembrane transporter activity. The transcript is spliced from 6 exons. Gene Ontology annotation, biological process: spermidine transport; urea transmembrane transport; putrescine transport. Lineage: Eukaryota; Fungi; Ascomycota; Lecanoromycetes; Lecanorales; Parmeliaceae. The coding region runs from base 1 to 1362 and encodes 453 amino acids. Gene Ontology annotation, cellular component: plasma membrane.